Molecule: messenger RNA, 1854 nt
Organism: Magnolia sinica
Lineage: Eukaryota; Viridiplantae; Streptophyta; Magnoliopsida; Magnoliales; Magnoliaceae
Product: UDP-galactose/UDP-glucose transporter 3-like
Exons: 3
Coding region: 92-427 (111 amino acids)
Biological process (GO): UDP-galactose transmembrane transport
Cellular component (GO): endoplasmic reticulum membrane; Golgi membrane
Molecular function (GO): UDP-glucose transmembrane transporter activity; UDP-galactose transmembrane transporter activity
Source: RefSeq, a predicted model, not a curated record
CUUCCGCUGAAUCGGACGAUUUCUUCCGCUCCUCUUUUCCUCGCCGGGAAACCUCGCCGAAUUUCAGUUUUCCGGCGUUAUUCUCGCCGCAAUGGAAGGCAACGCCACCGGAAUCGGCCGAGUUCUGGUGUUGGCCUUCUGCGUCGCUGGGAUCUGGUCGGCGUAUAUCUCACAAGGCGUUCUUCAGGAAACUCUGUCCACCAAGCAAUUUGGCCCAGAUGGGAAGCGGUUCGAACACCUGUCAUUUUUGAACCUUGUACAAAAUGUCAUUUGUUUUCUUUGGUCAUUGAUAAUGAUAAAGCUAUGGUCCAGAAGUACCGGUGGUGCUCCAUGGUGGAGUUAUUGGAGUGCCAGCAUCACAAACACGAUUGGUCCGGCAAUGGGAAUUGAAGCAUUGAAGUACAGUAGUUACCCAGCACAGGCAUGAUCAACUGUUCCUUGAUUCAGUUUUGAUAUGGUUGCUUUAUCGAUUAUAGUGAUGGUUCUGGAAGAUGCUUUUACUGAUUAUAGUGAUGCUCCUGCAAGAUGCUUAGAUUCAAACUAGUAGUUGAAGGUCAAGUCUUGAGGUUUGAACACAUCGGUUUCUUUUUCUUUUUCUUUUUUCCCCUGGUUAAUGGUUCCUUUUUGGGUGACCCAAUUCAAAAUUUCACUUCUGGAAAUAUUCUAAUGGAACACAAAUCUCUCUAGGACCCCAAGUAAAUUGAGAUAACGCUUAGAUGAUGAAUAGAAUUCUCUCCGGGAUUACGUGGAAGCUACCUGAUUGCAAUAAGCAUAAACACUUUAUUGCAAUUCUCAAGUUUUUUAAAUUCUAAAUUGAUAUCGACGAAGGGUACUACAAAAUAAGUGCAGAAUACUAUCGUUUGUUGAUGAAACUCUAGCUAGUACAUGGACUAAUUACAGAGGUAUUCUUAGGCAACCAUUUGGUACUGUCAGUUACAGAAUUAGGUUGAAUCAACAUAAAUGAAGGUUUUGAAGUAGGGGAUGGGAAAUUCAAAGUUUCAAGGAUAGGGUAUAAGUUGCUAUCUUCUUGUGUUGGAAAUAAGGGCUGCUUCUGCCUUGUGAUGUGGAUGAAAUUCUCUAGAAAGCUAUGAAAUGAGCAUGACCCCCCUUUUUCCCCAUUGCUCAUCAAGCUCCUCUUUGUUUUCUCGUCCAAAAAUUGUAGAUAGAUUUCUUUUGAACCAUACUUUCAUGGGCACCUGCCGAUGACUACGUAAGUAUUAAAAGGCUGAUUUCCUGUACUGAUAGUUUGGACUUUGGGGAGCAGUUUGUUCAUCGCGUUUUGGCAGCCCAUCCAACAGCUCAUUGUUUGAGUCUUUACGACUUGUUUGACAACCCUGCUGCACACCGAGGUCAGCCAUCCAUUUCAUUGCAUUGAUAUUUUAGGUCCAAAGGUUCUUAAUUGCCUUUGAUUUUCCUUAAGCCAUCUUUGCCCUCUCGUUGUGAGAGGAUCACUUUGGGAGUGUCUGAUUAGUUAGAAUGCUAAACUUCUGUUGCCUAAGUAUGUUUAUUGGUCUGGCACCAUUUUAGAGGGAUUUGAAUUAAUAUAAGAUAUCCUUUCCUCAGCAAACAGGAGCCUGAACUCAUUUCGGAUAGUGUUUGGUUCAUUUGAUUACCAAUGGGGUACAUUUUGGUGCCAAUUAGAACUGAAUUAUAGCAAUUCAAUUCAGCGUAGAAAGUGGGCGUCAUUUCAACUUUAUUGAAUUGAAUUAUUGCAUUUCUGUUUCAUUGAGCAUCCAAAUGCAGCCCAUGUUUGUAAGUUAACGUUUUAUAUCGAUUAAACAUGUAGCAACAUGUGUUGAUUGAUUUUCUAUAGAAGAAUGCCAUCUGUGUAUUGGAAUAGUUUAUGCAGUUCUG